AAACUAGGUAAUUUGGCCUAUCUUUAUAGUUUAAAUUUGUUUUAUUUAUUAAACUAAUCAUGUAGGUACAUAAUGAAACGAAUACUUUAAUACCUACUCGUGCUUCUUCUCGCCUGAUGAAGACUUGAUGACAAUAUUGAGGAUUUAUAGCUCUAAUUUUUAAAACUAAACAUUCAGCAUGGACAACCAAAUUCGAUGCUACGACGAUAUUGCAUCGAAAGUUUUCGAUGAGGAAGGCAUCGAAACCAACACUUCAACCGAACAAAUCGAAGUGGAACAAUCUAUUCUGAGAUAUUAUAAGCAAUUUGAGCAGAAAGCAUCCAUUGAUCCAGACUUACCGAAACUAAAGAAGAGCUUACACCAAAAAUUUUUAAGGAACUACAUAGAAAAAUUGCCUCAAAGUUACAUGUCCUUAGAAGCCAGUAGACCUUGGUUAGUCUACUGGAAUCUCAAUGCCCUCUGGACUAUGAAAGACCUCCCUGAUAAGAAAACACUGGAUAACAUUGUCAACUUCUUGGCACAAUGUCAGCACAAAGAUGGUGGGUAUGGUGGGGGACCGAUGCAGCACGCUCAUCUCGGGGCCACUUAUGCAGCCAUAAAUGCAUUGUGCAUUAUUGGCACUGAUAAAGCUUACGACUCCAUCAACCGAAACACAUUGCAAAAUUUCCUGUGGUCACUGAGAAGUGCAGAUGGAGCAUUCUCCCUGCACAAGGGUGGAGAGCAGGACAUCAGAGGAGUUUACUGUGCCUUGAGUGUAGCCAAGUUGACCAACACUUACACAGAUUCCUUAUUUGAUAAGACUGCUGAAUGGGUAGUCAGUUGUCAGACUUAUGAGGGUGGGUUUGGUGGUUGUCCUGGGAUGGAAGCCCACGGAGGCUACACUUUUUGUGGUAUAGCAGCCCUGGCACUGUUGAACAGAACACCACUCUGUGACUUAGAUGCACUGCUGAGGUGGAGUGUGAACCGUCAGAUGUGUGUGGAGGGUGGAUUCCAAGGUCGGACAAACAAGCUAGUCGAUGGAUGCUACUCCUUUUGGCAAGGAGCAGUCUUCCCUAUUAUAAGUGCAAUAUUAUCAAAAGAUAGUAAAGAAAUGAUGGAAACAGUCCUAUUUAAUCAAGGUGCCUUACAAGAAUAUAUCAUAAUAUGUUGCCAGUCACCACAAGGAGGCCUUAUAGAUAAACCAGGAAAACCUCAUGAUCUGUACCACACCUGCUACACUCUCAGUGGUCUCUCAAUCGCACAACAUGGCACUUGUGCUGGUGAUCCAUUCAUUGUUGGUUCUCCCCGAAACGAGCUAAACCGUGUCCAUCCACUUCACAACAUCGGACCUCAUCUUGCAUAUAAUGCCAUGCACUACUUCAUAAGGCAUCCCCCUCCAGAAGAAGACGACAAAUGAAUUUAUUACUCUCAAAAUAAAUAUUUAACAUCAGUAUCUUAUUCUUUCUAUUCUAGUCUCAUAUUACUUGCCUGCCUGACGUCCUGAUAGACCCCGUGCAACAAGUUCUAUUAGAGCGAUGGGUAAUGAAAUUAGUUUCUUUAGUUAUACAUUAUAUUAAAUGCUUUUCUUAAAUAAUUUUAUGUAUAAAGCUAAUAAAGUGCUUAAAGCUUUU
Messenger RNA from Aricia agestis (brown argus), 1610 nucleotides. RefSeq names its product protein farnesyltransferase subunit beta (gene Fntb). Gene Ontology annotation, molecular function: protein farnesyltransferase activity. Gene Ontology annotation, biological process: protein farnesylation. The transcript has 5 exons. The record is from RefSeq and is a predicted model, not a curated record. Gene Ontology annotation, cellular component: protein farnesyltransferase complex. The coding region runs from base 179 to 1396 and encodes 405 amino acids. NCBI's taxonomy places the organism in Eukaryota, Metazoa, Arthropoda, Insecta, Lepidoptera, Lycaenidae.